UAUAGUAAUAUACUACACUAAUUUAAAAUAAAACGUAUUACAUAUAUAGUGAGUAUAUUGAUAAAAGUAUUAUCGUGUAUAAAAAAAAGGAUUUUAAAUAUAGAUCUAAUAUUAACAAUGUUUUAUAUAUCAUUUUUCCCGCAUGAAUUUAAUUUUUAAUUCGAUGACUAAUAUCUUAAUUUAUUAUUUUAUAGUAUAAGAAUAAUUAAGUUUAUAUAGUUUUCUAUCUUCAUCACCGUUUAUUUUUAUUACCGGUAUGUCUCUUUAUUAUGCCUUUAAUCGAUAUAUCGAUCUGAUCGAUUAAAACGAUUUUCGAGUUUUUAGCCGGAUCGCCACGCGCGCAUGUGAACAGUCGACGUAUCAUCUGCGUCCUGUCAAAUUAAAGUAGGAAGAAUAAGGAGUUGUUACUUUGCAAUGCAAAGUGUAUUUUACGUUAUUAAAACAUGGGUUUUUUGGAGGAUACUUUUGUGAUCCUUGUUACACAGGUAAUAUUUUUCUUGGGAGGAUGGAUAUUUUUUGUAAAAAAAUUAUUUCGUGACUAUGAAGUACAUCACAGAUUAGUGCAGUUGAUUUUUUCUAUAACAUUUUCGUUGUCGUGUACUAUGUUUGAACUCAUUAUUUUUGAAAUAAUUCGGGUUCUUGAUUCAAGUUCUAGAUAUUUUCAUUGGAACGUUGGACUAUAUAUGCUUUUAUUUAUGGUAAUAGUUCUUAUACCAUUUUACAUAGCAUAUUUUAUUAUCAGUAACAUUAGAUUUGUAAGACUGAAUUGGAUAAGGCCACUUACAAUCAUAGUAUAUCUUUUUUACCUCUACUUAUUUUGGAAAAUUGGUGAUCCUUUUCCAAUAUUGAGUCCAAAGAAAGGAUUGUUAUCAAUAGAGCAAGGUGUAAGUCGGAUAGGUGUUAUAGGAGUUACUGUUAUGGCACUUUUAUCAGGUUUUGGUGCUGUAAAUUACCCAUAUUCUUCUAUGGCCUAUUUUAUGCGGCCUGUAUCUUAUGCUGAUGUACAAGCCAUAGAAAAACGAUUGUUACAAACAAUGGAUAUGAUUAUAGUUAAGAAAAAAAGGAUAGCACUUGCUAAAAAGGGUGAAAUGAUUGGACAAAGCGAAGUUCGUUCACGUCUUUGGGGAAUGUUAGGUCCAUUGGGUGGUACAAAAGGAAAUCAAGAAACUAUAAAACAAUUACAAAUAGAAGUUAUAGCUUUAGAAGAAUUAUCUAGACAAUUAUUUCUAGAAGCACAUGAUAUUCAAAACGCUAGAGAACGUUUAGAAUGGGCAGCAACAUGGCAAGGAAAAUAUUUUAAUUUUCUUGGCUAUUUUUUUUCAUUAUAUUGCAUUUGGAAAAUAUUAAUAUCCACGAUUAACAUAGUCUUUGAUCGCGUUGGUAAAAAAGAUCCUGUUACUAGAGGAAUUGAAAUUGCUGUUCAUUGGAUGGGUUUUGACAUAGAUGUUACAUUUUGGUCACAACAUAUAUCGUUCUAUUUAGUUGGAUGUAUCGUUUUGACUUCUAUUCGUGGAUUGUUGUUGACUCUUACAAAGUUCUUUUAUGCUAUAUCAAGCAGCAAAUCCUCAAAUAUUAUUGUACUUAUACUUGCACAAAUAAUGGGAAUGUAUUUUGUAUCCUCUGUAUUACUUAUGCGCAUGAAUAUGCCUGCUGAAUACAGAAUAAUUAUAACACAAGUUUUGGGUGAACUUCAGUUUAAUUUCUAUCACAGAUGGUUUGAUGUAAUCUUUUUGGUAUCUGCAUUAUCAUCUAUAGUGUUUUUGUAUCUGGCUCAUAAACAAGCACCGACGGAACGAACAUGACUAAAUAAAUGACUUUUGUGAACUAAA
Molecule: messenger RNA, 1829 nt
Organism: Vespula pensylvanica (western yellowjacket)
Lineage: Eukaryota; Metazoa; Arthropoda; Insecta; Hymenoptera; Vespidae
Gene: GPHR
Product: Golgi pH regulator
Exons: 8
Coding region: 444-1802 (452 amino acids)
Biological process (GO): retrograde vesicle-mediated transport, Golgi to endoplasmic reticulum; intracellular pH reduction; endoplasmic reticulum to Golgi vesicle-mediated transport
Cellular component (GO): Golgi cisterna membrane; COPII-coated ER to Golgi transport vesicle; endoplasmic reticulum
Molecular function (GO): voltage-gated monoatomic anion channel activity
Source: RefSeq, a predicted model, not a curated record